Messenger RNA from Drosophila hydei, 1118 nucleotides. Its product is annotated as transmembrane protein 192. The transcript has 4 exons. The record is from RefSeq and is a predicted model, not a curated record. Gene Ontology annotation, cellular component: lysosomal membrane; late endosome. Bases 144 to 923 code for a protein of 259 amino acids. Lineage: Eukaryota; Metazoa; Arthropoda; Insecta; Diptera; Drosophilidae.
UCAAAGAAAACGCUCUUGGAAUUGUCUGGCAACGCCACGCAAAUGUCAUUCUGUGAUGCACCGACAACAAACAACAAACAAAGCAAAUUUGCGUUAGGUGCUGCGCAGUUGACAUUAUUUAAACGCACAGUAAACAACAAAAGAUGGAUACAGAAGCAACAGGCGCAGCUAUACAGACCAGUGGACAGCACGGCUACAAUCAGGACACAGAUGAACUGCUCGAUCCAGUACUGUUUUCGGACAACAAUGGUUCAUUUAAGCUGAAAACUGUGCCCGCAUUCAGCAUACAUUUACUUAUCUCGACAAUCAUUUCGUUUGUGGGCAUUGGCCUCGCGGCGCUCUUUCCCGAGGAGCGCCGUUGCGAGGCCUAUUUUAUAAUGCUUUACUUACGCGCUACAUUCUGGGUGAUCACAUUUAUUUUCGAUCACAUUGUUAAGAAGCAGCAUGACGACUUGCGCAUGAAUGGUUAUCAUGACUUUCAUCGGGAUACGAACAUGCAAAAAGGAAUUCCACUGCAAAUAGUUUCUUUAUGGAACUCCAUGCUGUUGGCUGUUCAGGCGCUGAUCCAUCACUAUUAUGGCGAUCAGUUUUAUACGCAUUGCGCUGCCGGCUGGCUUUCGCCCAUAAGCUAUGUAACUACUUUCAAUGUGGCGGAGAAUUUGGUCCUCGCUUUCACCCAUGGCUGCUAUAUUGAUAAGGUGCGUAAAUUUAACAAAGCUAAACUGUCGCCAGAUGUCUUGCGUGGCGCUGAUCGUGCCGGCGGCUCACUGGGACUCAUGCAGCCCGGUGGUGAUACAGCAGACCUACUUGAGAAGCAAGCCGAUCUUAUUGCCUACUUGCGGGAUCAUACCCACAAGCUCAACCAGAAACUGCACCAAAUGCAAACGAAUGUGCAUCCAGUGCGUGUGCCACAAAUUCCUUAAAACCCAAUGGAGCAUGACGAGCAAUACGUAUUCCUUUCUACCCGCAUCGUAUAUACAAACAUAUAUAUUUUACUUUAUUAUUAUGACUUUGAUUUCUAUUUAGUUAUUUUUUAAGCGACGAAGAAAUAUUCUUCACUCAAUAUGAUCGCUAAAACACAAUAACACAGAGCUUUACCUUAAACAUUUUUCAAGUGU